AUGCGAGCAACAUUCAGGAUACUACGAUAUGGCAGGCGAUACAAAGGUUCGCUUGUAUCAACACUGCGAUCGUUUACCAGCACUGCACCCAUUAAACAAACUCAAGUACACGCGGACUUGGCUAAGGUGUUUGAUGAUCAGAAUUACUUUAAUGCUGUCAGCCAUAAUAGCCCCUCAUACAAACUACCGUUUUCGUUUUCGAAGCAAGAGACUGGGUUGUUCAAAAAUGAGUCGUUGACAAGUCCACUGGGAUUGGUACAGUUUUCCAAACAGUCGUUGGAAGAUGCGAAACUGUUGGUCAAGGAAAUGUUAAGUGACAAGUCAAGGCAGGGUAAGCUCGAUUAUAUAAAGAAACUUGAUCAAUUGUCAGAUACUCUUUGUCGAGUUAUUGAUGUCGCAGAGUUUAUCAGAAUAGUGCAUCCUAGUUCCAAAUGGAUAGACGCGGCACAACAAACUCAUGAGAUCCUUUUUGAAUAUAUGAACCAACUCAAUACAAACGUUGAGUUAUAUACGACGUUGAUAGAUGUGCUCAAUGAUUCACAAAUUGCAUCGGAGUUGACCGAGGAAGAAAUUAAAGUUGGGGAAUACUUGAAACAAGAUUUUGAGAGGUCUGGUAUUCAUAUGGAUCCUGAAACUAGAAACAAUUUUGUUGCCAUUACGCAGGAGAUUUCAUUACUUGGCUCUCAUUUCAACAAUGAGAUCAACACCUUGGACUCACAUUGGUGCCCAAUUACGGCAAAUGAUUUUGAGAGUAUUGAGGAUUCGCAAAUAAAAAAAGAUCUUCUUCUGGUUCAAUCAAGAUAUAAUGGCGAAAAAGUAGCCCACGAGUAUUAUGUACCACUAGUCGCACGACUUCCAUACUCGAUAUUAACAAAAUGUAAAUCAAGCGAGUUGAGGCGAAAAAUAUGGGUUUCGUUGCACAAUGCUUCGUCAGAUCUGAUUAACAUUCUCAACCGGUUCGUGUCGUACCGAGCAUUGUUGUCAAAGAUGUUGGGGUACAAGUCGUAUGCGCAUUAUCAACUAGAACACAAAAUGGCAAAGUCACCAGAGAAUGUCAUGGCAUUUUUGGGAAACAUUCAACAAUCAUUAAAGAAUAGCACAGUCUUGGAUGAGUUGAAACUUUUAAACGAGUUUAAAGAUGAGAAGAAAGAGUACCAAGACAACGAUUCCUUGAUUGAGAGUAUAAAACCUUGGGACCGUGACUUGUUGCUUUCAAGAAUGCAAAAGAACAAACAGCAGGACAAUGCGGUGGCGCAGUCGAAGAUUUCCGAAUACUUUUCAGUAGGAACAGUUAUAGCUGGCUUAAACAAACUAUUUGAAAGUUUAUACAAUGUGUCCUUUGUUCCAGAAGCUACACUAAAGGGAGAAGUUUGGGAGAAUAACCAAGUGAGAAAGUUGAAGGUUAUUGACAACAAAAGUGAUAUGCUUUUAGGAUACUUGUACCUCGAUUUUUGGUCACCAAAGGUUAUGCCAUCGCAUUUUACCAUUGUGUGCCUGCGAAGACUCCAUUCGUGGGAGAAUGAAGCAGAGUAUAGCCAAAACGUACAGCUCGAUGGAAAGUACCAACUUCCAGUAAUUUCAUUGGUCUGUAACUUCAGAGACCAGAGCCACAGAAGUGGUCCUACGUUACUUUCACUAGAUCAAGUUGAUACCAUUUUCCACGAAAUGGGACAUGCAAUGCACUCCAUGAUUGGAAGAACAGAGUUACACAAUUUGUCUGGGACCAGAUGCGCUACUGACUUUGUUGAGAUUCCUUCAGUUUUGAUGGAAUCAUUUAGUAAAGAUUUGCGGGUUUUAUCAAAAAUCGGGAAGCAUUAUCAAACAGGCGAGCCAAUCCCUAAAGAUUUACUUCAACAAGCACACCAUGACAAAAACACGCUUCUGGCUUGUGAGACUUUUAUGCAAAGCAAAAUGGCUACGUUGGAUCAAAAAUUGCAUGGUUCAGAAAUGGUUGAUAAAUUGGCUCUUGGAUUGGGCGAAGCUGAUUCAACAGCGCUCUAUCAUGCCAUUGAACUGGAAUUGAAGGUCUUUGCUGACAAGUGGUCAACUUGGCACGGUAAGUUCCCUCAUUUAUUCUCCUAUGGUGCUGUGUAUUACCUGUAUUUACUUGAUCGAGCCAUUGCGGAGAAACUUUGGCGCGGAUUAUUCGAUAAAGAUCCAUGGAGCAAAGAAGCGGGAACGAAAUACAAAGAGAGUGUUUUGAAGUGGGGAGGGACCAAAGACCCUUGGUUAUGUCUUGCUGAUGCAUUAGGAAUCGAAGAAUUGAAAAAGGGUAAUUCCAGAGCCAUGGAAUUAAUUGGAAAGAAUGCCAGUUUGUAA
Molecule: messenger RNA, 2319 nt
Organism: Lodderomyces parapsilosis
Lineage: Eukaryota; Fungi; Ascomycota; Pichiomycetes; Serinales; Debaryomycetaceae
Product: metalloendopeptidase
Exons: 1
Coding region: 1-2319 (772 amino acids)
Biological process (GO): peptide metabolic process
Cellular component (GO): mitochondrion
Molecular function (GO): metalloendopeptidase activity
Source: RefSeq, a predicted model, not a curated record